AUGCUUCCUACUUUCAUUUAUUCCUUCUUUUUCGCUCUCAUUAAUUUCGUUAUUUCUUCUUUAUGUUCACGUUUUUUGCUUAUUUAUUCGUUUUUGUUUUUUAUUGGGGAGCGGGGAGCAAAUACAACCUUUCUUUCUUUCUCAUUUUUUUUUUUUUGCUUUCUUGAUUUCUUUCUUGAUUUCCUUCUCAUUUUGUUUCUUUCUUUUUUUCUUUCUAAGUUUCUUUCUUUGAAUUAUUUUAUUUUAACACACUCUUUACUUUUAAUGCCACUUUUUCAUUCAUAUUUCAUUUUACUUUCUUUCGUUCUUUCUUUCUUUCUUUCUUUCUUUCGUUCUUGCUUUCUUUCUUUAUUUCUUUCGUACUUUCUUUCUUUCGUUCUUUCUUUCUUUCUUUCUUUCUUUCUUUCUAAGUUUCCUUCUCGUUUUCUAAAUUUCUUUUCUUUUUCUUUCUUUCUUUAUUUUUUUACUCAAUUCUUUUUCUUUCUUUCUUUCUUUCCCGGUUUCCUUCUCAUUUUCUUUCUAUCUCAUUUUAACUUUUUCCCUUUUUCAUUCAUAUUUCAGGAUUUCUUUUACUCAAUUUUUUCUUUCUUUUUUUCUAUUUUUCUUUCUUUCUUUCUUUCUUUCUUUCUUUCUUUCUGUCUUUCUUUCUUUCUUUCUUUCUGUCUUUCUUUCUUUCUUUCUGUCUUUCUUUCUUUCUUUCUUUCUUUCUUUCGCGGAAUCUCUCUCGUUUUCUUCCUGUCUCAUUUUAACUCUUUCCCUUUGUCUUUUCAAAUUUCAACCAUUUUAAUUUCAAACUGCUCCGUUUUUUCACGCCCUGUUUCAUUCAUAUUUCCCAUAUUUGCAUUUAUUCUUUUCGACAACCUUCUCCAAAUUUUAUCUCUCUCUUCUCCGCAUCGCUUCUUUUUAUUUCCUCUCUCUCUCUCUCUCUCUCUCUCUCUCUCUCUCUUAUCCGCGUCGCCAUUUUUUAAUUCCCCAUCUCUCUCUCUUUUCUCUGCAUCGCCUCUUUUUAUUUCCCAAUCUCUCUCUCUCUCUUAUCCGCAUCGCCACUUUUUAAUUCCCCAUCAGUCUCUCUCUCAUUCUUCUCUGAUGCUACCUGGAUUUUACUAUCUAUCUAUCUAUCUAUCUCAGUCUCUUCAUUAUUUAUCUAUCUAUCUAUCUAUCUAUCUAUCUAUCUAUCUAUCUAUCUAUCUAAGAAUGGGUUUUUUUUUGGACUAG
Acanthosepion pharaonis is the source of this 1215-nucleotide messenger RNA. Lineage: Eukaryota; Metazoa; Mollusca; Cephalopoda; Sepiida; Sepiidae. The record is from the annotation of a GenBank genome assembly.